AUGACAACCCAGGUCGACUUUCUUGCCCCCAUGCUAGCGCCCCGCACCUUGAGGGGAGAUCCUCUCCCUAAGAGGCUUUGGCGUGUGACCCAUCGGAGCACUCAGUCCAUCAUAGACCUAGAUACCGGCGAUAUGUUGGCGGCCAAAAGGGACGAGUUCAACGAUCUAGAUGACUUCCGAGACGAUAUAGUGCGGCACGUGAAUUGGGAGAACAGGAUCCCGACGCGCUUCAUCUCCGUCUGGGGCACCUAUCCCCGAGCACACAACUGGAUUCAAAUGGAAUGCAUUUGGGCCCCAGCUGAGAUGUGGGAGAUCGACGUGGAGAUCGCGCUCGAAGAGGGCGCCCGCAUCAUGCAGGUCGAACUUCUGAUGGCAAGGCUCGACUUUUACCACCCGCAAAUCCCCAACACGAGGAUGCUGACGCCUCCGUCUACUCCUCAUCGUGUCCUUGUUGAGCAGUCGAGGCAGGACGUUGGUAGUGACCAGGAGGAUUCUCCCCAGACCUCGCAUGACGAGUCUCAGGCGUGGAGUGAGGUUGAAACAAGGGAGGAGACAGAACAACCCGUCUCCGAAGUUGGCUCUGGUCACAACUCGGAUGAGGAGGAGAGCGAUGGAGAAGAGGAAGCUGCUACACAGGAAGCGAAGAGUGAAGCGUCAACAGAGGCAGGACGAGAGAAUUGGCAGUCUGGUCGGGAGGAAGAAGAGGAGGGCGUCGAAAGUAUUGAAAGUCAGCUGGUUAACCUGACUAUUUGA
Molecule: messenger RNA, 753 nt
Organism: Thermochaetoides thermophila DSM 1495
Lineage: Eukaryota; Fungi; Ascomycota; Sordariomycetes; Sordariales; Chaetomiaceae
Exons: 2
Coding region: 1-753 (250 amino acids)
Source: RefSeq, a predicted model, not a curated record